Scaptodrosophila lebanonensis is the source of this 1789-nucleotide messenger RNA. RefSeq names its product beta-alanine transporter. Bases 26 to 1789 code for a protein of 587 amino acids. Gene Ontology annotation, biological process: transmembrane transport. The record is from RefSeq and is a predicted model, not a curated record. The transcript has 5 exons. Gene Ontology annotation, cellular component: membrane. NCBI's taxonomy places the organism in Eukaryota, Metazoa, Arthropoda, Insecta, Diptera, Drosophilidae. Gene Ontology annotation, molecular function: transmembrane transporter activity.
UUUCUCAUACAAUCCACAUAUACAUAUGGAUUUCGAUGAAGUACUUAAGGAGGUGGGAUCUUUUGGCUUGUAUCAAAAGAUCAUUAUAUGUUCGGUCCUACUGCCAGCUGCAUUGCCAUGCGCUUUUCACGCCUACAGUCAGCUGUUUAUUGCAGCCACGCCCACACAUUGGUGUCGCAUUCCCGAGCUGGAGCCAUGGACGCAGGAUUACGUAACGCUGGUCAAGAAUCUGAGUAUACCACGACAUGCCAAUGGCGAAUACGCCGAGUGUUCUAUGUACCUAAGGAAUUAUAGCGAUCUGGUGCGCUAUCUCGAGUAUCGAACGCCAUACGAUCUACAGCGGGAACAGUCUAUGCACAUGGGAAGAACUGAUAAGAUACGCACUGUGCCAUGCCAGCAUGGCUGGCACUAUGAUAAGUCCAUGUAUCCCAACACUGUGGUUCAGGAGUGGAACCUAGUCUGCGACAAGAGCUUAUACGUAACCCUGGCGCUGGUCAUUUUUGGUAUUGGGGGAUUGGUGGGUAAUUAUGUGUUUGGUUAUCUGCAGGAUUUCUGGGGUCGCCGGCCCUCCUUCUAUGCUUAUUUACUGCUGGAGAUCGUGGCUUGUGCAGCUAGUGCUUUCGCCUGGAACUAUUAUUCCUGGCUGGGAUUUCGUUUCGUUGUGGGUCUGACAGUACCAGCAAUUCUGGCCAGUCCCUAUGUUCUGGCUAUCGAGCUGGUGGGUCCCGAUCGUCGAGUCUUCUGCACCAUUGUGUCCAAUAUAGCCUACUCCCUGGGUCUCGUCCUGCUAGCCGGAGUUGUGUAUGUGAUUCGGGAUUGGCGUUAUUUGACCUUGGCGGUUUCUCUACCGCUACUCAUGCUGUUUUCCUGCUUCUUUGUAAUGCCCGAAUCGCCGCGAUGGUUAAUGGCGGUUGGAAAGCCAAAGCGUGCGGCUCGAAUCCUCAAGAUUAUCGCACGAGUGAAUGGUGUCCGCGUAUCCAAUGAGUUUGUAACGAAUCUUCAGCAGAAGCUGGUGUGUCCAAAGCCAGCGGAAAUGCAUUAUGGCAUUUUGGAUCUAUUUCGCGGCACUAACAUGCGUCGCAAGACACUGAUCAUCACAUUAAUUUGGUUUGCCAACACCAGCGUAUAUGUGGGCCUCAGUUACUACGCACCCGCUCUUGGUGGUGAUGAGAUCUGGAACUUCUUCCUGGCUGGCGCUGUCGAGCUGCCCACGUACCUGUUGCUCUGGCCGGGCUUGAGCUACUUUGGACGACGAUGGAUACUCUUCAUCUCGAUGCUGGUGGGAGGCGUAGCCUGUGUGGCUACGUUGCUGUAUCAACAGAGAGCAGAUAUCAUGUUGCUGCUCUACUGCAUCGGAAAAAUGGGAAUAUCAUCUGCAUUUGUGGUGCUACCGUUGCUGGCCUCCGAGCUCUAUCCGACUGUGGUACGUGGACUGGGCAUGAGCUUUAGCUCGGUGAUUGCAAUGAUUGGACCCAUCGUCAUCCCCAUAAUCAACCACAUGGGUCAGCACAUGCUGGUACUGCCAUUGAUCAUAAUGGGCGGACUGCUCAUAAUUGGCGGUUUUGCCAGCCUCUUCCUGCCCGAGACGCGUGGUCGCAAUCUGCCACAGACUUUGGAGGAGGGCGAGGCGGUGCCGCUGAGUUUUCUGCUUUGCUGCUGCGUGGAGAGCGGUAAGGUGACAAAUGCAAGACGCAUGCCCCCCACAACGGAUGCUCGUCGACUAACCACUGCCCCUGCACCCUGUAAGGUGGUUUGCAGUAUUUGUAAUAAGGAAAUGCGCACAUUAUAA